Messenger RNA from Acanthoscelides obtectus, 1399 nucleotides. NCBI's taxonomy places the organism in Eukaryota, Metazoa, Arthropoda, Insecta, Coleoptera, Chrysomelidae. The record is from the annotation of a GenBank genome assembly.
AUGAAAGGCACCGGUAAACAGCAGCAGCAGCAGCAGCAGCAACAGCAAGAAGACGAGACAUCGACGAAACAAACGACGGGCAUGUUGUACAAUUUCAUAGAUGGUUUCGUCGAGAGCGUUGGUGAUGAAAAAGAUUCGUCGAUGGUAUCGAGAUCGAUUCCAAAAAACGGCAAUUGCAGGAGUGCUGCGAACAACAGAUGCAUCGGCAGCAACGAUGGUAACAGCGAGAAGAACGCAGGCAGCGGCACUCCUGCAACUGGUGCAAGUGGUGCAUCAUCGUCACUAGCAGAUUUCGAGCUGUGUCUGUUGCAACGACGCCACCGCCCGAAAACUGACGGAAAUGUUGCUGUUCGUCAGGAUACCACCCACGAUUCUAUCGACAAUGCAAUGGACGUCAUACUUACCAAGCAAAACGAUGACGAAUACGUACUGCACCUCUGCCAGGUUUCGAUGGCUCUGUCAAAGAACCGAAACGGGCGCAGCGAUGCGGCUAGAAGGGCGAUAAGGAUAGGAGCAUCGACGGAAUUUGCGAAAAUGACGGCAGCGGGAAGUAAGGAGGAUUCCGGGUAUCUCAGCGGAGGUGAAGAAAUCGCAACGGCAGCCGGUGAGGAAAAGGGUGAUGCGGCACAGACGUGCGGCGGCGUAUCGUGGCGGCGGACCAGCUGUUCGAUUAGCGAAGAAGACACCGAAGGGAGUUUCGAAGAUGACGGCUGCACCAGCGAAUCGGGUGCCGAGAGUAUCGAAACUCACUCGGUGUUCUUUGAUAAGAUCGCCACCGGCGAAACUGCAGCUGCACUUGCCAAGCCGGCGAACGACAAAGACGGCGACGACGAGACACGCAACGUCUGUUGCGCCGCACGUGCCACACAAUUAAAGGCGGUACAACAUGUUGUGUUUAUUUGGAUUCCAUCUCAGGCUGGAAUUGGUGGAAACAAAUUAGCAGACCAAAAUGCUAAAAAGGCUGCAACUUCAGAUGGUCUGAUAAACCUGAAACUGCCAGUGGCCAAUAUCAAGAUGGAACAGGAAAUGGCAAGCAUCUCAAUUGAAGCUGCUGGAGCCGAAGUCAAAUUUAGGACCAAUGAUAGCAGUAACCUCCAAUAGAAGACACAAAGUGCUGUCCACACAAGGGUUAUGCAUGAAUUUCACAUCUUAGGUGAACAGGAGCCAAAGUGUGAAGUUUGUACGGUUUCGACGGUGAUGGCAAGAGAGCAAGAUUGAUGGAGCUCGGGCCGAGAUUUACGUUGCGAUUGAAAUCUUUGCAGAAAGGCACCUUCAUAGAUGGAAGACGGCAUAAAAUGGAGACAAGUAGAAGGAAGUUCUUUUUGUGAAUUGUUUUUGCUGACAUAUCUCCAUUUAGGUGGAGGACAUUUUAUGCAUGAAAAUAAAGUUGAUUUGAGUU